Molecule: messenger RNA, 682 nt
Organism: Benincasa hispida (wax gourd)
Lineage: Eukaryota; Viridiplantae; Streptophyta; Magnoliopsida; Cucurbitales; Cucurbitaceae
Biological process (GO): mitochondrial respiratory chain complex II assembly
Cellular component (GO): mitochondrion
Source: RefSeq, a predicted model, not a curated record
GAACUAUUUUUGCAAUAAACAAUACAAACUAAAUAAAAUAAACCCUAGAGAGGCUGUCACUUUUUCAUUCAUCCUCUACACCCUUUCUAAUUUUCUUCUCUCUUGAUCUUCACCCUUGCCCUUCUAAUUGGAAAUCUUGCCAAAUUCAACCUGAUGAUUUCAAAUUCAAUAGUUCCAAACAGGGAAUUAAGAAGGUAAUGGUAGAUAGGUUGCAGUAUCGAAGAGGAAGGUACAAUGGCGAAGCUCUCAGGGUUGCAAAAGCAAGUGCUCAGUCUCUACAGAGCAUUUCUCCGAGCAGCUCGUUCCAAAUCCGCUGAAGAUCGACGGCAAAUCGAAUCGAUUGUCGCCGCCGAGUUCCGCCGAAACGCCAAGCAAAUCGAUCGUAAAAAUUUCAUCCACAUCGAGUACCUUCUUCGUCGAGGUAACAAACAGUUGGAUCAACUUAAAAGUCCUGGCACUGUUCGAUUUUCGACUAUCAAUCCCCAUUCUGAGCCUUGAAAUUGUAUGUACAUUUCUUCGAUUCUUCGCUAUGGCUGUUCUCGGUUCUGAUAGGAUCGAUUUUGAACCCUAGAAAAUAAACUGCGAUCGAUUUGCUUUUUUACCUCCUGAAUUUCAGAUUCGCAAUUUUGCUGGUGGAUCCUCAUCUGAUAAUGAAAUUUUUUAUUCAUGAUCUUGCUUUUCA